Messenger RNA from Drosophila subobscura, 1496 nucleotides. It is a transcript of the gene Cralbp, whose product is annotated as alpha-tocopherol transfer protein-like. Gene Ontology annotation, molecular function: phosphatidylinositol bisphosphate binding. The transcript has 2 exons. The record is from RefSeq and is a predicted model, not a curated record. Gene Ontology annotation, cellular component: membrane. Bases 285 to 1277 code for a protein of 330 amino acids. Lineage: Eukaryota; Metazoa; Arthropoda; Insecta; Diptera; Drosophilidae.
CGUUAUUUGGACCUCGCGCUGUUUGGACGUUGAAGUUUUUUUCUGUGGCGCGUUGUCUUGUGCGAGAUUAUCAGAGUAGCAGCACAAAUAAACUAGCCAAUAAAGGAAGCAAACUACAGAAACAAGGAUCUAAUAACGGGCGUUGGGCAUUGCGCAGACGCAGCGUAAAACGGGAACACAAAUUUCUAGACAAAAAGGAUUCAGCACAGGUGUCUGCCACAAUCCAUGUACAGAGUUUGACUUCAGCAACAACAAAAGACUCAGUCCAAACACGAUAGAGAGAGAUGAAGGAAACCAAACUGAUGCAGGACCAAGGAGAGUCCACGGUGCUGGAGCUGCCCGAGUCGCUGCUGAAGAUCGCCAAGCGGGAGCUGCGCGAGGAUCGCUGCACGCGGGAGCAGAGCCUGGAGCAGCUGAGGAACUGGGUGAUGAAGAACGAGGACCUGCAGAAUGUGCGCUGCGAUGACACGUUCCUGCUGCGCUUCCUGCGCGCCAAGAAGUUCAGCGUGCCGAUGGCGGAGCAGACGAUGCUCAAGUACCUCAACAUCAGACGCACCUUCCCGCACAUGAGCACGCAGCUGGACUACCUGGAGCCGCGACUGGGAGAUCUCAUCGAUCAGGGGUACAUAUUCGCAGUGCCGCAGCGGGACAAGCACGGCCGGCGCGUGGUGAUCAUCAAUGCCAAAGGACUGAAUCCAAAGGUGCACACAGCCGCGGACCAGGCGAAGGCCCACUUCCUGACCUACGAGUGCCUGAUGGAGGACCAGGAGACACAGAUCACGGGGCUGUCGCAUGUGGGCGACUUCUCCGGCGUCUCCACGGCGCACGUGACCAACUGGAAUCCCACGGAGUUUGCGCGCAUCUUCAAGUGGGGCGAACAGUCGCUGCCGAUGCGCCACAAGGAGAUCCACCUGAUCAAUGUGCCCUCCACGCUGAAGUGGCUCAUAGACUUUGUGAAGAAUCGCGUCAGCUCCAAGAUGAAAAACCGCCUCAUCAUCUACGGCAGCGAGAAGGAGCUGAUGAAGGCCGUCGACGCAGGCUGCCUGCCCCUGGAGAUGGGCGGCACCAUGCCCAUGCGCGAGAUGAUCGCGCUGUGGAAGCAGGAACUGGCCGCCAAGCGGGACCUGGUGCUGGGCCUGGACAAGUGCACUCUGCUCUCCGAUCGCGGCAUCCAACGGCGCAGCAGCUUCAACUCCGAGAAGAGCGGCAAUGGGCCGAAUUUCGUCUCACAGAUCGAGUCCAUUGAGGGCAGCUUUCGGAAGUUGGAGUUUGAUUAGCUGCUAGUUACACCUCGCCCACCACAGCUCUAGUUUGUAGUUUUCGUAGUCCUAGGCAUCAUCCGUUCACGCAGCGCAUUGCUUUGCCGAUCCUUCCAGAGGAUCUCCGCUUCGCUUUUCGGUGGCACCCCCCGCUUUACUCAUCCAGCGCUUCUUUUGUAUACUCCCAGUAAAUGUGUCUUUUGGCGUACAAUAAACGAGAAGGAAUCACUUGGAAUC